AUAAAAUUUGAUUUGUUCAAUUUAUAAUUAGAUUCUCACCAUAGAUUCCCAUUUUCCAUUUUAAUAUCCAAAACAAAAGAAAAAAAAUUGAAAAGGGGUUUGUUUGUCUAAAUUUAAAAUUAGUGGGCGAACCACCUAACACAGAACGCCAUUACCCAAAUUAAUUCAUUGGUCAAAAAACAACAACUACAUACAAGAUUGAGAUUCAGAUUGCGAUUUUCAGGAUUCAAUCGAGUCGAGUGGAGUCGAAAGGGAUCGAUCAAGCGCUAAAAUCGCUUCGAAAUUUGGAGGUGUUUCGGAGUUGGACAAAAUAAAUAAGCGAUAAUGGAGAACAAUCUCGUACAACCGUUGAUUGCUGCAAUUAUUUCAGCUGCAAUUGCUGCCCGAUCGUAUAGAAAGAAGUCCCUCGACUUUUCGGGAGCUAUUUCUGGUUUUGCAGUCAUGACUAUUCACAUUGCCGUCAAUUACAGGUUCGGGGCGGUGUUGCUUGUCUUCUUUUUCACUUCUUCGAUGUUCACAAAAUUUGGAGAGGACAAAAAGCAAAAAGUCGAUGCCGAUUUCAAGGAGGGUGGUCAACGCAAUUGGAUACAAGUUAUUUACAACAGUGGCAUCGGAACGAUUCUAGUCUUGACUGUUUGGACAGUAGCGGGCAGCGAGGACUAUUGUCUAAAUUCAAAAGAAUCGAGCCUGUUAACAUUUCUAAUCGGCGGUAUUAUUGGUCAAUAUUGUUGCUGCAACGGCGACACGUGGUCAUCCGAACUCGGGAUUCUCAGCGACGAUCAACCCCGUUUAAUUACCACCUUCAAGCCGGUUCGAAAGGGCACAAACGGGGGUGUGACGAAGGCAGGGCUUGUAGCAGCUGCAGCAGGGGGGAGUGUUAUCGGAGUGACAUUUGUCGCGUUAGGAUUCGUCACGACAAACUGCAGUUCCGAUAUCGCUUUAAAGCAGCUACUGCUAAUACCGAUUUCAGCUCUAUCUGGAUUGUGCGGGAGUGUUAUAGAUUCUUUACUUGGAGCCACCCUCCAAUACAGUGGCUUCUGCAGCGUCCGAAAUAAGGUUGUCGGGAAACCAGGGCCGACUGUGAAGAGAAUAUCUGGUCUGAGUAUACUCGACAACAAUGGAGUGAACCUCGUCUCGGUAUUAUUGACAACUGUGCUUACUUCAUUUGCUUGCUCAUAUAUUUUCUAAAGGCAAAACUUGUGCUUGUGUUGUAAUUUUGUACUAGUGGAUGAAAUAAUAUUAGGACAGACCAUCUAUUUAAUGAAAAAUAAAUUGCAGAAAAUAUA
Messenger RNA from Erythranthe guttata (spotted monkey flower), 1286 nucleotides. RefSeq names its product integral membrane protein (Protein of unknown function DUF92, transmembrane). NCBI's taxonomy places the organism in Eukaryota, Viridiplantae, Streptophyta, Magnoliopsida, Lamiales, Phrymaceae. The record is from RefSeq and is a predicted model, not a curated record. Gene Ontology annotation, cellular component: membrane.